Messenger RNA from Microthlaspi erraticum, 1698 nucleotides. NCBI's taxonomy places the organism in Eukaryota, Viridiplantae, Streptophyta, Magnoliopsida, Brassicales, Brassicaceae. The record is from the annotation of a GenBank genome assembly.
AUGCACUGUUUGAGUGACUGUGAAGUGGGAUUGAUGUUGAUAAGCAUGGCUGAUGAAGUUGCAUGUCUUUUGCCAUCUUCACCGACUGGAAAUCAGCAUGGCCCAGCAGCAACCAUUGAGGGACAAAAUAUCAACACAUCAGCUGAGCUCCACAUAGCUGGUCUAGGUGCAGUAGAGAUUGGUGAUUCCGCAGUAUCAAAUCAGGAAAGAACGGGUGCUCAGGAUGCAUGCUCUCUGCUAUCUUCGUUGGUUGGAACUCAGGCUGACCUAGCAGCAAACACUGAGGGCCAAAAUAUUACAAGAGUGACUCAGCUUCACACAGCUGGAUCAGAUGCAGUAGAAAUUGGUGGUUCUGCUGUUUCAGAUCAGGCUGCUGUGGAUGCAUCUCAUGUGCCAUUUUCUUCGCCUGGAAAUCCAACAACUGAAUCAGAUGCAUGUGAAAUGGAAAUAGCAGAACCUGGCCGCCAAGUAGAGCAGUCAACCUUUGCAAACAACGUUGCGCAGCUUGUCCGUAUAGGUGGUGUGGAGCCUUCAGCAAGUGUUACAGCUCCUGUUCCAUCACUCCUUAACAAUGGUGCAGGACAGAGUGCCGUUCAACCUGUUCCUCAAGUACCUUUCCCUCAGUUCACUGACCCAUUUCAGUAUGAAUUGGAGAAGUUGCGGAGAGAAUCAGAGAACGUAAAUAAGACCUUUGAAGAAAAAACAUCAAUCUUGAGAGCUGAGCUAGAGAGGAAGUUGGCUGAAGUACGAGCAGAGUAUCAAAGAAAGUUUCAUGAGGUAGAAGUUGAGAAGAACGCCAGAGAGACGGAGGUAGAGAGGACCAAGAAUAUCGUUAUAAUGAACAAACUGUUGGGAAACGCCUUCUUGUCCAAAUGUACCACCAAGAUCGCAUCUCAUCCCUCAGAAGCUCCAAGGGGUAGAAUUCAGCAGCUAGCACUGAGAGCAGGACUAGUGACCGCACUGAGGAAUUAUACUGCAUCUCCUCCGGCUCCGACCCUGGCUCCUCCGGCUCAUGUUCCUGCUGUUUCUCUGCCUCCAGCUCCUCUGCAGCGUCAGGCAUCUGCUUUUCCUUCUUCAGUACCUCGCACAUCAGGCCUUCCUCUUAAUUCAGCGGUCUGCCCAAUGCCUCAGCCAAGACAGCCUCUCGUCUCCAGCCCAGCUCCAUCUUUUUCAGCUUCUCCUGCAACUAAUCUAACUGAGAGUGCAAGACCACCGCAUCUCAACUCAUAUAGAUCAUCCUCUUCGAUUCCAAUCCCGACAUCAACUCCAACCUCGUUGCCAAUUGCUCAAGCUUUGUCGUCGUAUGCAACUCUCUUACUUCAGAGUCAUCAACAACAACGACAACAGCACCAACAGAACUUGGGCAUCGGAUUGCAGCAACUGCAACAGAACUUGGGCCUCGGAUUGCAACAACAGCAACAGCAACAGCACCAACACCAACAGAGCUUAGGGAGUGGAUUGCAACAGAACUUGGGCGUCGGAUUGCAACAACAGCAACAACAACAACACCAACAGAGCGUAGGGAGUGGAUUGCAACAGAACUUGGGCAUCGGAUUGCAACAACAGCAGCAGCAACAACAACAACAACACCAACAGAGCUUAGGGAGUGGAUUGCAACAACUGCAACAGAACUUGGGCAGCGGAUUGCAAGGCCCCAAUCGCAAUGAUGAUGUGGUUUGUCUCUCAGACGACGAGUGA